Trichomonas vaginalis G3 is the source of this 1023-nucleotide messenger RNA. RefSeq names its product transmembrane transporter protein. The record is from RefSeq and is a predicted model, not a curated record. Gene Ontology annotation, cellular component: membrane. The transcript has a single exon. Gene Ontology annotation, molecular function: transmembrane transporter activity. Gene Ontology annotation, biological process: transmembrane transport. Lineage: Eukaryota; Parabasalia; Trichomonadida; Trichomonadidae. The coding region runs from base 1 to 1023 and encodes 340 amino acids.
AUGAAAUGCAUUGGGUACUUCGAAGGAUGGCUUGAUCACAAAUGGUUCGCAAUGAUAAUGUGGCAAGUAUGCUCGUUAAUGCUUUCAGCUUUGGCAAUAUUUUGCAAGUUCUUAGAACAGAUUGCUGGUUUCACAUUACCUUUUCUUCAAUUAGCAAUAUCAUACGUUGCGUUAUUACUCAUUAACCUUUGGAAAUUACCGAAAACUACCGCUUCCUGGUUCGGAUAUAUCAUGGUUGGAUUAUUAAAUCUCGGUGGCGAUGUAUCAUCUAUAUACGCUUACACUCUAACUUCGAUUUCAUCAGCCCAGUUACUUGUUACAACCGUUAUUUUUUGGGUUGCUCCCUUAGCUUUCUUUGUAUUUAAGAGAAAACUAACGCUCUGGCAAAUAUUAGCUAUAUUUAUUGGAAUGGGAGGCGUAGUUAUCGUCUUCCUUGAGGACGGCGUUGGUGAUUCACGUUGGCUAGGUAACAUGAUUGCUCUUAUUUCCGCAAUUUGCUAUGCAAUUGCAACUACUUUAGAAGAAAAACUAGUUCACGAAGGAUCAAUAGCAAUAUAUCUUUUCAGAUUUGGAACUACUACAUCUCCAAUUUCGAUAAUUUUGAUGUUUGCCGUUGAAUUUAAGACAAUAAAGAAAUAUCUCUGGGUUGCAUCAACAAUAUCACUUAUAAUUGCAUACGGAAUAGUAAUGGCUCUAUAUUAUACACUUGUUCCUGUGAUUAUGAAACAUUCAAACGCUACAGAGAUGAAUCUCUCAUUUUUAACAUCAAAUUUCUUCUCGUUAUUCAUUGAUUGCUUAAUAUUCAAGCACAAACUUACAUGGCCAUACGUAGUUGGCUUUUUAUGCGUUCCAUUUGCAAUUGUUCUGUUUUGUUUGUUCCCUUAUAAGAAGACUGAGGAAGAAGCUAAUCAGUCAUUCGACGCUGAUGUAGAAAGUAACAACGAUCUCGAAGACAAAGAAAAAAUUGUUGAAGAUCCAAAAAAACAGGAAAACGAAGAAGUUCAAGAACCGGCUCCAAAUUAA